Molecule: messenger RNA, 3036 nt
Organism: Epinephelus moara (kelp grouper)
Lineage: Eukaryota; Metazoa; Chordata; Actinopteri; Perciformes; Serranidae
Gene: slc25a43
Product: solute carrier family 25 member 43
Exons: 5
Coding region: 146-1180 (344 amino acids)
Biological process (GO): transmembrane transport
Source: RefSeq, a predicted model, not a curated record
CACAACUGGUGGGGACAGGAGACGGAUACCUCCUCUGUCUCCCACAGUUAGAUGUCUAACCUGCACACACAGAGCCUGUCCUGUCCCUCAGAGAAGACAGACACCACCUCAGGAAGCGGACAGUGCAGCGGAGGGACGGACAGUGAUGGCCUCUGUUAAAAAAGACAACAGGCUGACCAGUUCUCAGAGCUUCAUGUGCGUCGGUUUCGCCGGGGUCUUCAGUAAAACCGUCACGUCGCCAUUGGAGGUAGUUAAAAUUAAAAGCCAGGUGGGCACUUUUCACACUAAGGGAGGUUUCCUGCAGAGUUUUCUCUUCAUCUACCAAAAUGAGGGACUUCGAGGGUUUUGGAAAGGAAACCUCGCCUCUUGUCUUCGGCUGUUCCCCUACACCGCAGUCCACCUCACAACAUAUAAAAAGAUAGUCCACCUUCACAUGGAUGAGGUGGGCUUCAUCUCUCAGUGGAGAGCCAUAUUCGCUGGUGGACUGGCUGGCGUCGCUGCUGCUCUGACCACAUACCCUCUGGAGGUGGCAGAAACCAGGCUCAUCUCUCAGAACUGCAGACAGCGCACGUACAUCGGCGUAGUUCACACUCUCUCAAAGAUCUACAGCAAUGAGGGGCUGCUUGCUCUCUACAGAGGCUUCUCCCUCACUUUAUUGGGUGCGUUUCCCUUCUCUGUUGGAUGCUAUGCAGUUUACAUGAACCUGGACAAACUCUGGCAGGAGCCUCCUUUUCGCUUCACUCCCCUGCAGAACUUCAUUAAUGGCUGUCUUGCAGCCGGAGUGGCCCAGACCCUCUCCUACCCGUUUGAAACUGUAAAACGGAAGAUGCAGGCGCAGAGUGCCCGUCUUCCCCAUUUUGGUGGCGUUGAUGUCCAUUUCAGUGGAAUGGUUGACUGUUUCAUGCAGGUUGUAAAAAACAAGGGCAUCCUCUCACUGUGGAAUGGAUUCACCGCCAACACAAUAAAGAUUGUUCCCUACUUUGGCCUUCUCUUCACCUGCUUCGAGAUGUGUAAGCAGGUCUGCCUUUACCGAAACGGGUACAUCGUCUCACCCCUGAGCUACAAGCUUACACCGGGGGUCGACCAGAGCCUUGGGCCAUCCGAGCUGGAGGAGCUCAAGCGCUACUUGAAAAACAGGAACUUUGGGUCAGGGGGGUCGUCUUUUGGAAACCGCUGGUGAAACUUCACAUGAGAAGAAGAAGAAGAAGAAGUCUUUUGAAAAACCCUGACUGCUGACCUCACUUGACCAGCAAAACAAAAUACUUCAGAAUCAUGUGUCUGUAAUAAUCACAUAUCAUUUCAGGUUUCAUGUCCUCAGAGACUGUGUUAACUUGCAUAUACAUUAUGUCCUGUCAGCAGCAACAGUCUACCUCUCUUUCAGAAACAUUAGGCAUUUUUGGACCCCUACGAGGUCCCUUCUUCAUGCAGCCUUGGCAUUUUUACACAGAACCAAACCAUGGCAGCAUCAUGCUGCUCCAGUGUGUGAUUUCCGACAGCAUGCCAAUAUUGCAGAAUCAGAAAAGGCAUGAUGGCCGUGACAUGUCUCUAGUGCGAUAUAACAUUCACGUCGACAGUGCUUUAUAAACAAUAACAAUGGGAUAACAUGGCAAUAAUAAUCAUUUACCAGUCUGUUACAUGGCAGCUGAUCUCGUCCUCUGCUCCAAGGAUAAGGAGCUCCCGAAUCUCAUUGUGCUCCCAAUUUGUGGACCUUUAUGGUAGAUGUUCUUCUUCUUUGAGUUAGUUGCUAACUGCUAACAGCUACUUUUUAAAUCUCCUGUGGUGAAUCGCAAACAUAACAUGUCAUCAAAACAUCACACCAGUGCUGCCCAUGAUCCCGUCCUGCCGUCUGUCCCGUUGGACACAGUUUCAGUGCUGUUAAUACCGCCAAUGACUGCUUAAAGGCAAGACAACUCUCAUUCAGUGAUUGUACCCUUCAUACAGAACGGCGAGGCGGCAUAAUGGUGUGAAAUUCCUGCCUUUAGAGAGGCAGUGAAAAGGGGGCUUUUCUUGUGUCUGCACCAUAAGAAGUAAGAACAAUCAUAGUUCAUAGAAUGCUGUUUUGAGGGACUUUUUUUUUUAGUUCCUAUUACAGAGUAGGUACCCAGCACAAGAUGAACCAUUUGUGAUGUAAGUGUAAGUGCCACGCGGUACAGGCAACCGCUGUUUUAAAAAACGUUAGCCGUGUAAAAAAACAAAAAACACAAACAACAAUUCGUGACUGAAAAAACUGAACAAAACACGGACAAAUGGACCAACAGCGAAGUUCAGGCUUUACAGAGCUUAUAUGUGAUGGUGGAAAUGCAAUGCGACUUUGACUUGCCAAGUGAAAGUGACACUGCUAUACCAUGAAUGUAUAGAGAGAGCUGGAUUCAGCGUUGGAGGUGGGGCCUUGUUCAUUCCUAUGAAAGUCACACAGUGGCACAUGAAGCCAAAAAAAGUGCAACUGCCCACAGAGCAGGCGUGCAAGAAACUUCAGGCUGCUUCCUGUUUAGUGUUCUUCUAACUUGAAUGGAAAUAAAAUGAUUAAAUCAUGCUGUUCUUCUAGACUUUUAAAAUGUCACCAGAACAAAUGAAUACAAUUCUGACAGUGGAAUGAAAAGUUUCUCAGGGCUGUGAUGCUAAAAAAAUGUAUCCACUCAUUUCCAGAUGUCUCUUUCGCCAUAUAAGUCAGAAAAAAGUAUUUUCGUGCCACAGGGCAUCAUGUGAUGGUGUAAUUACACUGUUUGGCAACUACAAAAAUUGGCUUCAAAGCCUGGUGCACAUCCUGGGGGCCUGUACUAUACCAUACGCUGGCCACCUUACAAUACGUCACUGCAGCGUUCCUAUUGGCGAUGUGAGUGCAAACAGAAAAAAUCCCUUGAAGGUAUGAAAUUCUCACAAAUGGUCAGUCCCUCUGAGGGAGUCUGCAGAACUCUUUGGUCCUAAAACGCCUAUUGUUAUUUUAUCUGACAGUAUUAUUUGUUUAUGAAUUGUUCCUCUACUCUUUGUGUCUUUACUUGAAUGUUUUUAACCAAUACAAUGUGCCUUUAUCAUUAA